ACAGCCUUGAAACCACAGAUGUGCUUGAUACAUUCAUUCCGAACGUGAUGCUCUCGUGUGAGGUGUGUAACUUCCACUCUCUUUGAUUCGAGGCUACAAAGGGAAUGUCAGAUGUGGAGACAGGUUUUUCCCGUUAUAAUUCACCAAAUGGCCAACUAUUGAAUCUUUUCACCCAUUUACAAGUUCAUUGGCAACGUAGACGUGGCUUUAAUUUUGUUAAUACUUCUGAUUUAUCAUAAAACAGUAGACGAUAUUGUAUUUGUUUGAUAUAUCAUGGCUGUAGUUGAGAAACGAGCCGGCACAACUGCUGAAGUCAAAAUGACGGAUGUUUAUUUUAAAUCUUUUAUCGCUGGAGGUGUUGCUGGUAUGUGUGCGAAGACUACUGUUGCUCCUCUUGACCGAAUCAAAAUACUUUUACAGGCACAUAACCAUCAUUACAAACACUAUGGUGUAUUUUCUGGUUUGAGAGGUAUUGUUCAGAAAGAAAGUGUCUUUGGAUUGUAUAAAGGAAAUGGUGCACAGAUGGUUAGAAUAUUUCCUUAUGGAGCUGUUCAGUUUGUUUCAUUUGAAAUAUAUAAAACAUUUCUAAAGAACAACUUUGGACAGUCUCAUGCUCUUAAAUUCUUUGCUGGCUCGGCAGCUGGCAUAACUGCCGUCAUGGUGACUUAUCCAUUAGAUGUAGUUCGAGCACGCCUUGCCUUUCAAGUGACUGGAGAGCAUGUAUAUUCAGGCAUUUAUGACACACUCUCAUGCAUAUUCAGAACAGAAGGAGGUUUACGAGCUCUAUAUAAGGGACUAUCACCUACUGUUCUAGGCAUGAUACCAUAUGCUGGUUUGUCAUUUUAUGUAUUUGAGAGGUUAAAAUUUUUUUGCCUUGAGUACAUCCCAAACGUUACGGGACGACCCCAUUCUGGUAGCAGUGGUGGAGUUGUUUUAACAGUACCUGCCAAACUGUUAUGUGGAGGUUUGGCAGGAGCAGUUGCACAGACAGUCUCAUAUCCUUUGGAUGUUGCUCGACGUAAAAUGCAGUUGAGCAUGAUGAGACCAGAAACCCAUAGAUUUGGGAAAGGUCUUACUACCACACUUGUUUUAACAUUCCGUGAAGAUGGUGUUGUGAAAGGGCUAUAUAGAGGCAUGACCAUAAACUAUCUAAGAGCUAUACCCAUGGUUGCUGUCUCUUUUUCAACAUAUGAACUGACGAAACAACUCCUUGGUUUGGACACGGGUAUUGAAUCUUGAUCUGAUGCGUAAGCUGUUUUUAUCAUCAUCUGGAAACAUCUCUCUGUAGUUUUCAGUAUGAAGUCUGUAUUAUACAUAUUUAUUUGUAUAUUUUAUGCCCUAAUUUAUUGUAAUAUAUGUUCAAGUUUUUAUGAUACUUAAGUUGGAUAUUGUUAAUCUUUAUAUAUAAAAAUAAAUAAGUUUUUUAAAAAACCAAGUCUCUUCAUGAUUCCAUUGCAAUUACUUCUAGCUUUGCAAGAAAAAUAGUUGUGUGUGUAUACAUAUGUAUGUGUAUAUAUAUAUAUAUAUAGAUAGAUAGAUAGAUCUUGAAAAAUUAUUCAUCCAAAAUAAUAAAAUUUUCAAUUUGAAAAAAUGUAAAAUGUAUAUUAUUUAAAACUGUUAUUUUAUUUAUAAUGCACUUUUUAAUUUUAAUGAAGAAUACUCAAUAAAAUAAAAAAAAGUUAUGAAUGAUAUACUUCUGUUAUAUCUAUAAAUUCAAAUUUGAAAAUAAUCGACCAUAUAGAUUUUGAUCAUUUUUACUCUUUGUAUCGUGACUUCCUCCAUAAUCAUAAUGCUAUGAAAGAAUCAAAUUUUUACUCGAUUUUUUUUUUUUUUUUUCUAAUGUUCGGUAAGAAAAAAUCACUUUAGUAUGUUUUCUUUAUAGAAUUGAAUGUAAAAAAAAUGUAUUGUGCUUUAUAUGUAUUUUGUUCAUAUUCUAAUAUUUUUCUGAGUGCUUUGAUUUGGUUGGUUAUUAAAAAUUACCUUUUGAAAUAUUUUUCCCUUCUUAUUUUUGGUUGUUUAAUCAUUACAUAUUAAAUCUGAUUACAGCUUAACUGUUUUAAAUAACAGAACUGUUUUCAUUAUUGGAAUAAUUGGACAUAAAAUUUCUUAACUAAGCAAACUUGAGAAUGAUAUUGACAAACUAUCAGAUUAGCGAAAAAAAAAAAAUCUUUUCUCCCCCCCCCCCCCCCCUGUGCUGUGAUGUCAUGCAAAUACAGCCGAGUGAAAUAUGCAAAAUUUGUCUUUUAAAUUUGUUUAUUUAUAACAUCAGUCGGACAAUACACACAACAUAAAACGCAUAAUAUAAAAAAACAUCCACAACAUAUAAACAACAGGAAAUUCAUACAUUACAAUAUUUGUAAAUCCAUUCCCACGACCAUUAUCUUAAUCUACAAGAUAGAACACCAUCACAAGGCCUUUUACUUUCAACACCACGCUGACUCCCGCCGAAAAAAUCUACCAUCUGGUCAACUAACUCCAGCGUGAUGUCAUCACACCCCUGAUCUACACCAAUACAGUGCUGCCAUCCACCCCCUGGAAAUUCUCGAGUCAAAUUCUUUACAGCGCCUUCUGUAGUUUUGUUCGUGAUGAAAUGUGUUGAUAUUUGGUGCUCAGGAAAUUUUAUUGAUAGAUUUCAAAGUUUUAUUUUAUUAUUUUUAUAAGCUUUGUUCCAAAGUGCAAUGAUUGUAUAUUUUCUAAUCACUGUAAAGACUACAUUUGUGAAGUAUAAUUAUGCUGCUUAUGUGAAAAAAAUAGUAAAAUAAAAUGUUUUCCUUAGAUUA
Argiope bruennichi is the source of this 2780-nucleotide messenger RNA. Its product is annotated as solute carrier family 25 member 16-like. Gene Ontology annotation, biological process: transmembrane transport. The transcript has 9 exons. Lineage: Eukaryota; Metazoa; Arthropoda; Arachnida; Araneae; Araneidae. Bases 274 to 1239 code for a protein of 321 amino acids. The record is from RefSeq and is a predicted model, not a curated record. Gene Ontology annotation, cellular component: mitochondrial inner membrane.